AUGGCUCGAGACUAUCGAGACCAGUGCCACGACUCAUCGACCUACACCAUUAUUGGUUCACAAGAAGGCAACGACUAUCAUCAGAUACAAACUUCCAAGGCACUGCCUCUCAGUUUGUGGUUUGUUAUUUCGUUGUGUGUUGUUUGCGCGGCCGAAGCGGUGGCGCUGUUGUUAUUGACAACCGGGGCAAUGACAUUUGGGCUGGAUAAGAGCACUUCCACAGAGGCACACUUGGUCGAGUUUCAGAAGGAUUCUCGAUUCCAUGAACUGUACACCAAGGAGUCAGUCAAAAAGGCAUGGGCGAUUUACAAUCUUCCACACGGUGCCUUUGUACAGCCACCAAAUAUUGCGGAUCUAGGCCUGAGUCCCAACAACAACACCGUGAUUGAUGGCCUGGAAAACGUCUUUGCCAUAUCUGCUUUCCACCAGCUACACUGCUUGCAAUCGCUUCAAUCAAACCUCGUCGACCUCGCCAAGAGCCGCAGAACGCCGGAGGAAACGUUGCAGGUUAUCAAACAUGCGUCCCAUUGUGUUGAAUAUUUACGCCAAGGAAUACACUGCGCGGCUGAUAACACCCUGGAGGGACCUAAUCUGGAGGGGCCAGGCGGCGACAGUCUGCUGCAAGUCUGGGGUGUUCAUCACAAUUGUCAGUCAUGGGAUGAUCUUGUAGACUGGAGAGACAAGUAUGCGAUACCGCAGGUCCCACCAGAAUAA
Molecule: messenger RNA, 714 nt
Organism: Colletotrichum truncatum
Lineage: Eukaryota; Fungi; Ascomycota; Sordariomycetes; Glomerellales; Glomerellaceae
Source: RefSeq, a predicted model, not a curated record